AUGGUAGUGCUGGAACUUUCCGUCUUGCUGGAAGUCGAGCUCGUGGUGGCUGAUUCCGUGGACGCAAUCGUCUCGGUCAAGGAUGACGGCUCCCCCUUGCAGACGUACCGGCGGUAUUCGCCAAACGUGCCUGUCGUCGACGACGAGGUGCUAGAAGACACGGUCGAUGUGUCGGAGGUCUCCGUCGUCGAUAACACUGUCGUGGUAGAGCUGUCUGACGUAGUUGUCAGCGUCGUGCUCGAGGACAUCGUCGUGCUAGAAGUCUCGGAUGUCGAACUCAAUGUCGUAGAGGAGGUCCCCGUUGUCGAUGACUCUGUCGUGGAAGAGGUGUCCGACGUUGUUGUCAACGUCGUGCUAGAACUCUGUGUUGACGAUGACCGUGUCGUGCUCGACGAUUCGGAUGUCGUACUCAAAGUCGAAGUGGAAGUCUGCGAUGUCGUGCUCUUAGUCGUGGUGGAGGUAUCAGAUGUCGAUGACACUGUCGAGGAAGAUGUCCGUGUGGUUGAAGAGAGGGUCGUGCUGGAGCUACCCGUCGAGCUAUGA
Prorocentrum cordatum is the source of this 543-nucleotide messenger RNA. Lineage: Eukaryota; Dinophyceae; Prorocentrales; Prorocentraceae. The record is from the annotation of a GenBank genome assembly.